Molecule: messenger RNA, 1086 nt
Organism: Lonchura striata (white-rumped munia)
Lineage: Eukaryota; Metazoa; Chordata; Aves; Passeriformes; Estrildidae
Source: RefSeq, a predicted model, not a curated record
AUGGCCAUUGUUUGCAUCCUGGACAACAUUGGGGUGCAGCCUCCUAAAAUCGCAAAUCUCGCACAGGUUCUCCAAGACAAAAGCCUGAAUUUUAACAGGAUAGACACGUCCCUCUCCUUGGAAGACAACCUCUGCCUUCCCCAGCUUUUGGUGACCACUGUCUCCAUCCUCCCACACAUGCUCAAAUCCCUCCUCAGCAUGGCUCCUAGGUGUGAUGAGAAGCUGCGAGUAAGACAAGAGGUGCAGAAAGGCUUCCUGCUCUGCUUCCAGUUCAUCCCGGAGUCGGCACGGUACAACGUGUCCACGGGAAACACGGGGGCUGCGCUGGCCACGCUGCAGAGGAUAGCCAGGAUGAAUGGGGCGGCCAUGCCAGAGGGGCAGCUGAGGGAGCCUGCCAAGGAAAGAAGGGGAAGAUUCAAGGACCUCAUCCACCCCAAAUACCUCAGAACCACUUUGCAGAUAUGGAUCAUAUGGCUUGGCAUAGCUUUCGCUUAUUACGGCGUCAUCUUGGCCAGUGCCGAGUUGCUGGAGCGGGACCUUGUCUGUGGCUCUGCAGCCCCACCGCUGCAGGACUCCAGUGAUGACUCUGAGGAGAGCCACAGCCCCUGCCACUGCCGCCUGUUUGGGCCCGCUGCUUACCAGAGCAUGAUCAUCAGCACAGCCGGGGAGAUCACACUAAAUCCUGUGAACAUUCUCAGCAUCAAUUUCCUUGGACGACGUCUAAGCCUGUGUAUCACCAUGGGAUGUACAGCUCUAUUCUUUCUUCUCCUUAAUAUCUGCACCUCAAGUGCAGGCAUGGUUGGCUUUCUCUUCAUGCUGCGUGCCUUGGUUUCAGCCAACUUCAACACCAUCUACAUUUACACAGCAGAGGUUUAUCCCACCACAAUGAGAGCGCUGGGGAUGGGGACAAGUGGGGCAGUAUGCCGUGUAGGAGCAAUGGUGGCUCCAUUUAUAUCACAAGUUCUGAUGAGCGCUUCCUUCUUGGGAGCCCUGUGUCUCUUCUCCUCCGUGUGCAUCAUCUGUGCCAUCUCUGCAGUCACACUGCCCAUCGAGACCAAGGGCAGGGCCCUGCAGCAAGUGAAAUGA